Messenger RNA from Tympanuchus pallidicinctus (lesser prairie-chicken), 5585 nucleotides. RefSeq names its product TINCR ubiquitin domain containing (gene TINCR). Bases 1683 to 2162 code for a protein of 159 amino acids. Gene Ontology annotation, molecular function: protein binding. NCBI's taxonomy places the organism in Eukaryota, Metazoa, Chordata, Aves, Galliformes, Phasianidae. The record is from RefSeq and is a predicted model, not a curated record. The transcript has 4 exons.
GCUGUCAGGCUGUCAUGGAUGCGAGAAGGAUGGAGCUGAUGGACUCGCUGACACCAGACGGGCUCUGCCGAAAUAAGAAUGCCUUAUGCUUCCCUUGGCACUCACCGGGCAAAUUCUGUUGGCUGGAGCCAUUAGACCUCAGCGUGUCUGGGGUGUGAUCCAGGUCCGACUGCCGUCAAUGAGAGUCUGCCCUUGGAUGGCAAUGGGAAUUGGAUCAGACCUCCUCUUUACCCCCGAGACUCUGGCGUUACAACAGGGAUAAAUUCUGGCUCCCCGAGUGAAUGUCACCCCGAUGGAGAAAGAUGCAACAUCUCCAGGGUGCUUAAAGGACACAUGUUAACACCACGCAGCAAUGAGACGAUGAGCAUGAAGGCACAGCAUGACUCAUCUCAAGCCUUUGCAGCAACUCAGUGGCAGAGUGAGGACCCAAGAAUGCCAGUCCCCACCAAAACAAUCAUACCUUUACAAUGACUGAAUCUGGAAAGGAACACUUGCGAGCAGAAGCUUCAUUUCCUAUCAGGUGCACAGGGAAAUCGCCAUUGCCUGUAGAAUAGCUGAAGACAUUUGCUGCUGUUCUUGGUCAAGAUACAGUGCACUGGGGAGAGAAAAGAGAAAGGAGGUGAGAAAACCGGGCAGAAAUCUUCUUGUUUCUCAGUGGGAAAGGGGACGCAUCUCUCGUGCUCAGUGGGAGCUGACUGCUGCCAUAUCUGAAAAUCUGUCAAUUUGUUUCAUUAUCUAAUAGGCAAGAAAAUGCCCUUUUUAGUGAAGAACAGUGUCUUAGGACAACUACCUUGCAGUACUUUGGUCUGAAAAUACCAGUCUGUGUUGAGAAGAAUGGACAAGGGAAUUAAUUCCUGUAAUAUGAGCUGCAGGAAAUUACCUACAAGAUAAGGGUGACUUGAUCUUUUUGAGAAAAAGAAAAAAAAAGAGACUUCCUUAUCUUGAUGAUGUUUGCUCUGAAGUAUCAUCUUGUGAGCGCCUGAGUCUGCCUUGCGGGAUCGUUCAAUUACAGCCAGCUCCUGCGGCGGGCAUCGCUUCCUUCCCUUUGGAGCUAUCACUGCAUCUACCAGAGCAGUGCUUGCUCCCGAGGCCUCUGCUGUCCCUUUUGCGUGGUGAGCCUGCAGCCCCGAGGUGCUCUCUCAGCUCACGUGUCAGAGCAGGAUACAGCCAAUACUUCAAUUAGGCAGAGAUCUGUGAGGGACAGGAAAUCAAGCCGAUGAACCACCAAGGAGCAUGUGUGAGUGAGCACCAGACAUGUGAUGCUAUGAGCAGCAAUGAAUCCUACCCCUCUUGGAGGGUCCCAGCCCAUUCUCCUACAACACACAUCUCCUAGGGCAAACCAGCACUGCAGUUCACACCAGCUGGGCUCUGAAUGUCCUUCCAAAUGCUGUGGCUCCCCCCCAUGAGGAAGUUUUCACUAUGCAGAGUAUUUUUCUCAAUUAAAAUGAUUAUGUUAAAUAGCUGAGAGGUUCCUCAAUGUCUACUUUUUGAACUGAGCUAUGCCACAGUUGGCAGCUUUUGAGAACAGCAGACAUGAGGUUACUAAACCCAUUCAUUUCUCAAAUGCACCCACAUUUCUAAUGGCUACAGAGGUCCAUCUUUAAAGUCCUCUGAGACCCAUUGGAAUGAAGGGCACUUUGUGAAGACGCAGUAAUUAUUAUGGGAUUUAGAGGUGCGUGGCAAUGAUUCACGGAGGCAUUUCCCAGCCAGUACUCUUGGAGCCAGGUGAGCUCUUCCCUGGAAUGAGAAGCAUGCAGUGCAGCAACUGGGAGGAACAGGUUUGGCAGGACAUUUUAAGCUGUGCAGGCAGACAGCCUCUUCGGAGCCACAUCCCUGCUCUGCCUGCCUCCCAGCUGGAUGCUCCUCUCUGCCACACCGUCCCUGGAGAGCCGGAGAGGAUGGACACGCUGCGAAGGAGCCUUUCCCGCUGGAAGAGGUACCACAUUAAGGUGCACUUGGCUGAUGAGGACCUGAUGAUGCCGCUGACCGUCAAACCCAGAGACACAGUGAUGGACCUACGGGCUUACCUGGUGCGGGAGGGCGUCACUUCCUGGAAGAAGACAUUUUAUUACAACUCCAGGCAGCUUGAAGAGCAUGAGACUUUGAAAGAAGCCAAUAUCCAGAAUGGCUCAGUCCUGCUUCUUGUCAGCAACAAAAGAUAAUGCCAAAGAGCACAGCAAAAGCCAUGGGAGAUGGGGAGCGUGACAAGGGCUGAAAGGAAGCAGAUGGAAGGGAGCCUGGCCAUGGAACGGCAGCGUGGCCACGGGCGCUGGUAAGUCCUUCCCUGCACGCCAGCUCCAGGACUGUUCAAAAGCAGCUCUGCAUGUUUUAAGCACAGUGCCUAUGAAUAAUUAACCCCCAAACAACUACAAGUAACAUUUCCUCAUCAGCAAGCCUUGUGGUCCGAGCUGCCCAAGGAGAAGCGUGGGUUAGGCUGACUCAGCUCCUGGGGGCAAUGAAUCAGAGUGAAAUGCCCGUGAAAAGGUAAAUCCUGCCUGGGUGGAGAAGCAAGAAGGAGCUGAGGUGAGCUUUGCUGAGGGCCUCUGAUGGGAAUGGUUGACAUCCGAGCCUCCUUCCAACCCCUCACAGGACUCCUCAGUAAGUUGGCCUUUGUUUUCCUAUGUGCAAGUCUGAGAUAAUUUGUUGUCCCUUUUCUCCUACUCUUCGUCCACCGAAUUGUAAGUGGCUCAGGGCAGGGACUGUUUGUGCUUCUGAGCAGUUCCUACGUGGCCCUGCAUUCCAGGCUGGAAGCUCUGUCCAGCAAACAAGUGUUAAGUGCACUCAGAACAGUCCUGGUGCCUGACAGCCUUUAUAUAUCCCAAGGACAGAGGCUGGCUUGUCGCUGCUAUGGGGCUGCCUUGCCUGACGUUAAGGCCACACUGUUAUACCAAGAUGACCCUGUUUUGAGAUGGGGCUUAUAGAGCAGCAAACCUUCUUGUGCUGUUCUCCCAUCUCUGUGCCAGUGCCCCAACUCCUGAACCAGCUGACCUGACUGUACCCAGUUUGACAGAAAGGUCUCACAGAUCCAAGAUUCCUGCAAUUUUCGUGAAGAAGCAGCAGCUGGAUAGAAGGCAGAUAUUUCAGUUAAUAUCCUAUUGCAGGAUUGGUAAUUGCAUCUCUGCUCCUAUCUGGUUUGAGGUGCAGCCGGGUCAGCUGGCAUUUAGAGGGCGGCUGCUCGAUCAGUGCUGCAGGGCAGGAGGCUGCUGGGAGAGCUGCAGGCUUUGCUGGGGAGGGGAUGAGGAACCCUGGGGAUACUGGGAGCACCAAGAAGGGGAGUAAAAAUAAAAAGCAGCUGUAAUACAUAAAUCAGAUGAGUGGGUUUCACCAGUCCCCCUGCUGACAGAACAACUCACAUUUAGGUUCAAACUUAUGUUCAGGACAGAAUGAACGUUUCUUUAAGCACUACAGUACAUUCCCCAGAAAGUUUUGCUGAUUAACAACCAUGUACCGAACCUCUGAACCUGCAUUUUCUGUUGCUCAACUGAAGAACGUGCCUUUCCAGAUUGUUUUGGUGACAAGAAAAUGUUCAAUUUGAAGAAACACCAUAGAAAAUGGAGCUUCUCAUUUUCCAGGCCUUUCUUUCCCCCUUUUUCCAGUAUUUCCCCACACACUUCCUUGGACUUUGCACAGAACGAGAUUCUGGGAUAGACAGAGGUGAGCACAGCCACGGCUGAGGAGCUUCCAGUCCAAGCAGCAGAGAUGGACAAAGGGAGGGAUUUGCCUCUCCAAGGUCACCCAACGCAGUGCUGGUGGGUCAGCAUUGCUGCCUCUUCACCACGCGGCGCCUCUCCUGUCUGUCUGUCCUGCAGUAAUGAGACUUGGAGCACAGCCAGCGCUUUUCUGAGAGCCUGAAAAGUGCCUCGCGCAGCCCAGUGCAGCCAUAAGUAGUAAUUUAAACUUAACAAUAACAUUAAAGUGGAGGCAUGCCACUGAAGAUGGGACACAUUCAGCAGCACUCAGAAUCCUGAACCAAUGUCUGUCUUCUGGUAGAACGUACGGUUUGUCUCCCGAAGUCUGGGAGAUCACUGCUGGCCCUGAUAAUCGCAGCUUUGUGCUCUGCAGAAGGCAAAGUGGCCUGAGCAGAAUUCUGCCCAGUCUCUGCUCUGACAUCUCGUGCCUGCAGCUGGCGGCUUUGGUCAGUGCUGGAAGUCUUUCUGCAGCUCAGGAGAAUAUCUGGAAAGAAUAAAUUAACUGCGGUGGUGUAAGGAGCUGCUUGGAAUAAUGUUUUUUGCAGAGAUAGGCUUUGAUUGACACUUCAGAUCUGCCUGACAAUCUUUUAUUCUAAGUGCAGUUGCUGCCUUUCUUCAGAGCAAGAAAAGCUGGUUUGGUUGCUGUCCUUCAAAUGAUGGAUCUUAUCACAUGGGAAAAAGAAGAAAAAAAGCAAACCACCUGCAAACAGCCACAGGUGUGGACAAGACUGAGGACUAAAGCUGAAAGGUGUGCAAGCUCCCAUCUGCGUGCCAGCCUGGGCGUACUGCAAGGUGGAGACAUCUGCAGCUUCAUGUGCAGCACCACGGAUGGGCUUUCUUCUUGUCAGCAGCGCUUAUCUUCGGGAUCCUCCUAUUGUUGGGGCAUCACCGAGAGCGUUAUUGUUUGCUCUUUGCUGCUGCGUUCACCUCUACUCACAGCUGCAGCCAGGCCUUCCCAACCAGCUGCUUUUCCUGAGCUGCAGGACAGAAGACAAGCCCAGGCAGGGCCAUCUGCAGCAGCUGCUGUGCUCCAGCAGGGCAGCCAGGCUGAGGCACGCUGCAGUUCUGCUCCUCCCCUCUACCCGUCGCGGAUGCAUCGAGCGCUUCUGUUUACAGGGCCAUCAGUCUGGCAGCUUUCCUCAACACUAAAUUUACUUUUUGAAGUUACAUCAGUGUUGUACCCAGAGGGAAUGGAGGAACAGAUGCAGCCUGUGAAGUCUGGCUUUAAUUCACCUGCCUCAUUUAAUUUCCUGCCCUGCCUUCUAAUCAAUGAGUCUGCACUGGCAGCCCUGGGAAUACAGAGGUUUUCUCACAUACAGGAGACCUCAAUGUGGUGGAUCUCAGGGUCUCCAGCACGCUGUGUCCCAUCUCCUUUGAGGCUUUCUGUACCCCUGAAGCACCGCACACAUGUAGUGGCUGCAUCUCCUCCAUGAGGCCACUGGUGGUCCUUCACCGGGACAGCAGCAUUACAUCACCUCAGAGCUGUUUGCCUCAGAUUCUCGGGAGUGUCAGGAAACACUGCAGAAAGGGGCCGGGGCAUUUCUGCUUUGUGAGCAGGCUCCCAUUGUCCUGUUUCUUUUUUUUUUUUUCCUUGGGCUCAUGUUAAUUCCAGGCAGUGCUGCCCAGUUGCUUAAUCAGCCGGAGUCUCCAACUGGGAGAGAAGGAGAGAAGGCUGCCCUUGGGUGGCAGCACUUAUUUUGUGACGUGUCUGCUUCACCUCAUGUAUUAUAAUCUGUAUCAGAUUGCUCUUUGCUUGCUAAAAUGGACAAUUAGGAUCCAGUUGUAAUGCAAAUUGCACAGUGGAAUAAAAACCAUGGGGAACCAAAUCACAAAUAAGUAUUUAUGUCAGCCUUUGUUACUGCGUGAUGGGUCCUGCUCAGUUGCUGCUCGCUGCGA